AUGGACCGAGACAGCCGGGAGCUUCAAAUACGCCACGAUACUGCCGUCAUUGAAACCGUCGCCUUUUCCGUCGAAGAAGUCAGAUGCGUCCUCAGUCAAAUAAAACCUGAUAAGUCUCCUGGACCCGACGGAAUUCCCGUGCUGAUACUUAAGGAGCUAUCAACGGAGCUGUCAAAGCCCCUUUCGACUCUCUUUGAGCUGUCAAUGAGAACAGGAAGGCUGCCCUCACAGUGGAAGACAGCUAACCUCGUUCCCCUACAUAAAGGCGGUAGCAGGAUGGCAGCAAGCUGUUUCAGGCCUAUUAGCCUAACCUGCCUCUCGUGCAAAACGAUGGAAGCUCUAGUAAAGAGUGCCAUACAGCAAUUUUGUGAAGAAAAUAACCUCUUGCAGGAUUUCCAGCAUGGCUUCCCGAGAGGACGUUCUUGCCUCUCAAAUCUGCUAGCUUGUCUGGAGAUCUGGACCAGGACUCUAGAAGAUGGUUUUGAGGUCGAUGUCGUAUACAUCGAUUUCCGCAAAGCUUUUGACACUGUCCCGCACCAACGUCUUCUUCACAAAUUGAGCGCCAUCGGCAUCCGGGGAGAUCUUCUGAAGUGGAUUAGGGCGUUCCUGAUUGGUCGGAAACAACGUGUCUGUAUCGGGGAUGAUAUGUCAGAAUGGGUGAACGUGACCAGUGGUGUGCCGCAAGGCUCAGUUCUGGGACCAUUGCUCUUCAUCCUUUACGUUAACGACAGCCUUCAGGAACUUGGCUGCGGCAAAAUAAUGUUUGCAGAUGAUGUUAACCUCUGGUAAGUCAUUAAGGGUCCGAAUGAUCAGAGAUCCCUUCAGGAUAAUUUGCACUGACUGCAAGCGUGGUCGGAGAAAUGGCUUCUAGACUUCAAUGUACAGAAGUGUGCCGUCCUCCAUCUGCGUCCAACUAACUCUCAUUCAAAUCAGAGCCUGAGGACAUAUCAUCUGAAAGAUAUAAGACUCCCCGCAGAAUCUUCACAGAAGGAUCUCGGGGUUUGGAUACAGAACAAUUUGAAACCAACAUUGCAGUGCUACAAGGCUGCAAAAAACGCAAUGGGAGUGCUGCAUGCAAUAAAAAGGGCUUUCGUAAACUUUGACCAAGACCUUUUAGGGAGAGUUUACGGCACAUUUGUUCGGCCCCACUUAGAAUAUGGCAUUCAAGCAUGGCGACCGUGGCUAGUAAAGGAGCAAGCAUGCCUAGAACGAGUACACCGGCGUGCAACAAAGCUGGUAAACGGUCUAAAAAGCCAGUCCUACACAGACAGACUGAAUUGCCUUAAUUUAUUCCCUCUGUGUUAGAGGUAGCAAAGAGGUGAUCUUGUCCUCGUCUACAAGAUAAUACAUGGCCUUGAGUAUGGACUUAAAUUUGAGGAAAUGUUUCAGUGGCACCUUGCACCUAAUCUUCGUGGUCACUCGAUGAAGUUACGGACAGCAAUGUCCAGGCUGAUUCUUCGUUCUGAAUUUUUCACGCAGAGGGUAGUGGAGAAAUGGAACGAUCUCCCUCAGUCAGUCGUGGAGGCUACGUACCUGCAACUCUUCAAGAAACGCUUGGAUGAGUAUUUGUGUCCCCUGUUUUCCCUCGACAGUCUGAAUGAGAACUAAGACCCCACGUCCCCACAAAUGUUUUCUCUGAGACAAUGCUACUCAAAUGAAUCAAGUACUGUUUUAAUAGUGAAUAUUUUUUGUUCGUGUACAGUUAUUUCUAACGCGCUGACAUGUAGUCAAUAGGGUUUUCAAAGGCUUUGCCUAUUAUCCUUACCAAAUAAAUAAAUAAAUAAAUUUUAAUUUAAUGCCAGUUUACAGGCAUUGUCAAGGGAAGCGAUUAAACACAAAUCCGACCAGCAGUGAAAAAAAACUCCUGAGUUUAAGGCAUAAAAAUAUAGUUGAUGGUGGUUUUUGUGGUUUGGAGGGCUCAGGAGAAAAAAACUGUCGGCGGUGGUAGAAUAUCGACCGUCAAGAAGGGGGGAGGUUGCACGGUAUCGGAGAUUAUCGGACGUCAACUUCCUUUCAUGAAGUUGGGGAAAGUCAAAGUAGAGGCGUAGAGGAACAGCUGGUGAGACCGGCCAUAGUGUUCAGAGACCACAAACGCCAUCGGUACGGUACAGUCGAUCAGUAGAUUCAGCACCCAAAAUUUGUGGGAGCUUUUCUGAAUGCAAAAAUCGAGUAAUAGUUCUCUUAAAUAAAGGAAAAUUUUGCAGAGUUUUCACACUCAUGGGUAGUUUAUUCCAAAUAGCAAUUGCAUUUACAGAAAAGAACCGACGAUAUUUAACAGUACGUGCCAGAGGCAGAAAUAAGAAGACCUCACGGUGACUGUUACGUCGUGGGUGGAUAUGAUGUCUUAAAGAGGUGAGCGGGUUAAAUGUGUGAUUAUAUAAGAGUUUAAAUAGCAAAAAUAGUCCCUUUUGUAAUCUACGGAACCAUAAAGGAUCGAGGCCUGUAAGCCGGCAACGUUCUUGGUAAGACAAAUGUCGGUGUUGGGGGGUUAAAAUUCUCUUAGUAAAAAAGUGUUGAACGGAUUCUAUUUUCUUCCGCUCAGUAGCACGCAUGAGGCUAAAUGAAAACGAACAGUAUUCCAGACCAGGUCUAACGUACAUGUUGAAAAGGCGCAUUCUAAUGUCCCUAGUUUUAAAAUUUCGGAGGAUAAACCCGGUCGUUCUACGUGCUUUGGAGACUAUCAAGGCACAGUGCUCCGAGAGAUUAAGACUCUUGGAGUAUGAUACGCCCAAAUCCCUUAUAACCCCUGGCACAUUUAUUGCGUGACCUUCAAUACUUAGUUGAGGUUGGCGGUCGUCGCCAACCACCAUGACUGAGCACUUAUGCCANGAAAGAGAAAGGCGCCAUGUGCGGCACCACUGGGCGAAAGCCUGUAGAUCGCUCUUUAGGAGCUCAAGCACGAUGUCAUGAUCUGCCGGCCUAUAUCGAUAUGCAACUUUAAGAUCAUCGGCAUACAUGAAAGGCUUACCAUUCUGAAAUAAAUCGGGUACAUCAUUAACGAAAAGGCAAAAUAAAAGCGGGCCGAGUACACUACCCUGAAUGACUCCACUCCUCACACGUGUGGGGUUGGAGAUGGUAUUGGAAAUCUUAACUCGUUGUGUGCGAGUGCCCAAAUAAGAGGAUAUAAAAUUCAAAAGUUUGCCACCUAUUCCGAAAGAUGACAAUUUCAAGAGGAGAAGAGCAUGGUCAACACGGUCAAAAGCCUUAGUGAAAUCGAAAUAUACUGUGUAAAGAGCAAAACCAUGGUCCCUAGAUUGGAGAACAUAGUCAAAGAAAGAGAGUUGACAGGUGUCACAAGAUCGAGCUUUGAGGAAUCCAUGCUGAGCAACACUCAGUAAGUUGUUCGCUGUUAAGUGACACAUCAUCUUAUCCUUGAUCAAAGUCUCUAAGAUUUUCGAAACUGCAGGGAGGGUGUUUAUUGGCCGAAAGUCAUCAAAUGAUGUAGAUUUGCCGUGCUUAGGAAUGGGCAAAAUGUGUGAUUCCUUCCACAAUGUAGGAUAAGUUUCACUUUCAAGAGCAAGAUUAAAUAUCUUACAUAAGAGGGAUGGGAAGAUAGUGUUUGCAUCAGCUUUUAAAAUGCUUACUGGGACACCAUCAGGGCCUGGACUAUAAGAUUGACGAAAACGCCGAAUCGCAACAGUCACAUCCCACAGAGUGGAAGUUAUAGUUUCUAGAACUGCCCCAGUCAAUGACUGGAUGGUCGGAAGCGGAGUGGUCGAGUCUUCAAUAAACGUUUUGGACAGGAAAUCAUUGAAGCUAUCCGCGGUUAACUGAAAUAAACUAAAAAUAAACUUUACCACAGCUUCCAUCGUUUUGCAUGGGAGGCAAGUUAAGCUAAUAAGCCGGAAACCGCUUGCGGCCAUUCGGCUACCUCUGUUAUGUAGGGGAACGAGGUUAGCUAUCUUCCAGUGUGAUGGCAGCCUUCCUGUUCUCAUUGGCAGCUCAGAGUGAGUCGAAAGAGGCUUUAACAGGUUCGUUGAUAGCUCCUUAAGUAUCAGCCCAGAAUUUCCGUCGAGUCCAGGAGACUUAUCUGGUUUCACUUGACUGAGGACAUGUCUUACUUCUUCGACGGGAAAGGCAACGGUUUUAAUGUCGGCAGUAUCUUGGUGCAGUUGCAGAUUCCGGCUGUCUUGGCUCAUUUCAAACUCCUGAUUGUCUUCAGAAGUCUCCACCGUAAAAACUGACUGGAAACCUGAGAUAGUAAUUGCACUUUCUGUGGCCCUUCGACUAAUAAGUUUCCGAGACUAUCCAUUAGACACGCAAUUUUCUCCCUAUGUUUUCUCAUACUGCAGAUGUACCCAUUAAACUUCUUCGGACGUGUAAUGGAUUCUGCUACCAUGCAGCGGUCGAAAGAAGUUCUAGCAGUCCGUAUUUGCUUGCGGCAUUUAUUGCGCUGUUCCUUAUAUUCGGUGAAUGUUAUUGGAUCUCGAAGUAGCAAAUACUUCUUCCACAGCCUCUGUUUUUUUUACUUCAUGGUCUCCGUUGUCACUGGAGUGACCCACAGCAGUCGCGCCCGUGGUCUAGAUAUUUUUAUUGGACAAUAGGAGUCAAUUAGGCGCUCUAUAACCCUGCGAAGGUACUGUCAAAAUUAUUCUGAAUUUUCCAUGUUGGCUGACCAGGUUUCCUUUAAAAGGGUACCUCUGAUUGCGUUAAAGUCACCCUUCCAAAUAUUUCUGCGCCUCUUGAUUUUCGGUUGUUGUUUCGAUAGUAGAUCGCACACGCAGGUAAAACCGAGUGGAGGUUGUGGAUUCACUUCCCUUAUGACUCCUUCUUCUUUGUUAAAUAUGAGAUCUAAUCAGUUAGAUCGUUGUCCUUCUCUCGGUCUUUUUCCGAAUUUUGUGUGUUGAAUGAGGUAUUCAUUCACAGAGAGAGACUUUUAUUAGGUUGUGUUCGAAUGACUUGGAGGAGGCGUAUUGUAAGGAAAUUUUCCAGUCUUCUCCUGGAGCGCUAACGUCACCCCGACUUAGUAAGUUCUCCUGUUUACGUAACAACUCCAGUGCACUACGUAAUUCCAUAUCGGCUAUUUCAUUCGAGCUGGGAGGCCAAUAGACAACACACAUGUAAAGCGUCGGUAAUUGUUUGAUCCAUAUAAAUUUAUAGAUUAGAUUAUAGUAUUCUAGCCAUCGACUGCUGGUGCUCACAGCCCCAAAAGCUGGCAAGUCGAAGAAAUCAUCGAGAUAUAGGGCACAUUCCCGGUUCCUAAAAAUCCGGUACGCCUGUAUGAGGUGUUCUCGGAUCUGCCUGUACUCAAGAGUAUAUAUAUUAAGCUCAUCAAAUCUGCUGUCGUAAGGCCUUUCACAAUUUUGGUCGCUCUCCUCUGAACUCUUUUCAGCAACUUGUAGUCUUUUUUCAGCCACGAGCCCACGCUUGGAUUCCGUAUUCCAGAUGCGAACGAAUGAACGCUCCGUAUACAUCUCCAAACAAAUCUGUCUAUAUCUAUGAAAGUUCGUUUAACGGCGAAGGGAAAUACCGAAAAAUCCAAAGACAUUUUUCUCGUAGGUCAAUAGGGCAAAACGCAAUCGGGACUCCAUUCCUUGUCUUAAGAAGUAUCAGGGAAAUAAGCCAACCGAUAACUCAGUUAAGACGAAGCUCUAAUCCGAUUUCUUCAUGUCCAUGUAUACUGACGAUUCGCCUUUUGAUGAGGAAGUACACCGGCAAAAUGCCCAACCUAGAAAUUCAAUCAACACGGUGGCGUUCACAACCGGAGCAGUAAGGAAAUCUCGGAUACGGCUGCAGCCCGCUAAAUUACCAGGUACGGAGGGCAUAUUCGUAAAAGUUUUGGACGAACUCACAGACCAACUAGCCUCCAACACUUCCCAAGAUUUUCGGAAGUUCUAUAGAAGCAGGGGCUCUGCCUACUGGCUGGAAUCUAACCAACAUCAGUCCCAUUUAUGAAGAAGGAGAAGAAACCUCGCCAAAUAGCUUCAGACAACUGAGUCUUACAAGCAUUUAUUGCAAAUAAAUGGAGAAAAUAAUAAAAAAAGGAACUGUUGAGGCAUAUUGAGGAGAACGACUUACUUAGUGGGUAUCAACAUAUAUUUAGAGGUGGUUGAUCCUGACUCACUAAAAUGCUAACACAAAUGGAAAGCUGAACGAACUUCUUAGAGAUGGGCUUGUCAGUAGAUGCAGUCUACAUCGACUUUAGCAAACCUUUUGACGAGGUACCACACAGACGGCUCAUAUCUAAACUGCACCAAAUAGGUACUGGUAACCUACUCAAGUGUUUGACCCAUUUCCUCACAGGCCGACCUCAGAAUGUGUACCUUGGUGACGCCAAAUCAGAGUGGGAAAACGCUCACGGCGGGGUUCCGCAUGGGAAAUUCCUGGGUCCCAUUCUGCUCUUUGGUAUAUGUGAACAAUUGUCAAGAUUGUCUGACCUGUGAGAGGGUAGUGUUCGCUGAUGAUCUGAAGAUAUGGAGUACGAUUUAAAAGUCAGAUGACGCGCUUAACUUGCAAAAUAACUUAAAUCGACUGCAAGAGUGGUGCGAUGAAUGGUUUCUCAACCUCAAUUUUAACAAAUGUCAAUUCAUCAGACUAAGGUCUAGUUACAGAAGGGACUUGGCAUCUGCAUGUCAGCAUUUCCUCGGAAGCCACGAACUCGAACUAGUAAACGAGGUAAAGGACAUAGGUUUGUGGAUGGCGUCCACUCUCAAACCCUCGUCUUUCUGCGCCAAAAUAUCAACGAAGGCCAUUGGUAUCCUGGAAGCGAUCAGGAGAUCCUUCCCCAACUUCGAGGAAGAGCGUUUCGGUCGACUGUUUUGAACAUUCAUCUGGCCGAUUUUUGAAUAUGGCAUUCAGGCAUGGGGCCCGGGAUGAAGCAAGAUUGCACUCUCCUGGAGAAGGUGCAUAAAAGAGCGACUAAACUAGUCGGUUAGCUGAAGAGACUACCGUACGAGGAAUGGUCAGAAAGGCCCAAACUUUAAAAAAAUUGACCAAUUUAAGUUCACUGUCUACUUCUCUAACAAGUCUGAAGACCAUGAUCAUAUCACCUCUGUAUUGCCUACAAGAGAGAGUUAAAGUUUGGGCCAAACGACAAAUAUAAACUGAAGACAAAGUACGCCAAGCUUGAAGUGCAGGCGAAUUUCCUCUCGCGCCGGGUGAGUUAGGAUUGGGACAAACUACCUGAUCCAGUCGUUCGGGCGGAAAGCGCUGAGGCAUUUAGACGAAGACUUGAUGACAUUUUAUAUGAUGAUCAUGUAUUUACUUCAUAAGGACUGAUGAAAUGCACACGUAUGUCAUCGUACACAUCCGCACGUUUUUUAGUCUUUGUCUGCAAAUAGGAUUUUCAAAGGCUAUGCCCAUCUCCGUCAUGCACACUAAAUUAUACUGAUUUGCCCUUUGUACUCCAGCAUAAUUUUGAGAGAAAAAGGUAGCUGUGUUGCUGUGCUGUUUUCAAUCUUUUUUCCUAUCCGGGAUGCUUUCAGAACUUUUAUUUCCAUAGGUAUUUAAAAUGAUGUGCUUAGAGGACCACUUGUAGUUUGCUGAAAAUUUUGAACUUACGAUUUCAAAAUAAAGCGCAUUUCCUCCUCUUUCCUCCUCAAACGAGUAAGAUCCUCCGAACAACGGUGUUCAGGUCCGACUGCAUAUAAUACAGUCAAGUCCCGAACAACCAAACACUGUUGGCGAUCCCGGUAUCCUUUAUUUUAUCUUUCCUGUGAAUUAGUUGUAUGAUUACGAGGACGAUUUACAAAAUCCUCGCAUGGAUUCGAACUCAUAUUGUCGACUAUCUGUCCCGAACAACCCAUCAGGACUAGAUGGGGCUUCCGACUACUGUAAUGGCGUUUCCCAUCUCCCCUGCCCACGAAUUCCUGCUUUUGCGUUCGAGUAUUUGCUCUAUAGGGUAGUCGGGGUGGUUACGAGUAUAAGAGGGCACCGGUAGCUUAGAUGACCUAUUUAUAUCAUCCCUUGGCAAAAGAGAAACCCUACCAUUUUCAGCAAGAGGAGUAAGCCAGAUAGCUUCAACGAUAGCUUCCCAUUUAAACGCCACCAACUGUAUAUGUGAUCGAUAUCCUCCCCUUUAGAGAUCAGAGGUUUCAAUAGACAUUCCAACUGUCACAGAGUUCCCAAAUGGGUGUGCCUGUGAACAUAUCGUUAUCCAAUGCUUUCUUGACAUUAGUGCACAGUCAUGGUGGUUUGCGACGACUGCAAACCUAAACCAAGUAUUGACGGUCACGACAUAAAUGUGUCUGGGGUUAUUAAGGAUCUGGGCGUAUCACACUCCAGGAGUCUUAAUUUUUCGGAUCACUAUGCCUUUAUAGUCUCCAAAGAACGUAGAACGGCCGGGUUUAUCCUCCGAAACUAUGAAUCCGGCAAUAUUAGAAUGCGUCUUUAUAACAUGUACGUUAGACCUGGCCUGGAAUACUGUUCGUUUUUAUUAAGCCUCAUACGAGCUGCUGAGCGAAAGAAAAUAGAAUCCGUUCGACGCUUUUUUACCAAGAUAGUUUUUACCCCGGAACACCGACAUUUGUCUUACAAAGAACGUUACCGGCUUACAGGCCUUGACCCUUUAUGGUUUGUAGACUACCAAAGGGACUAUUUUUGCCAUUUAAGGUUUUAUAUAAUCGUACCUUUAAUCCGCUGACUACUUUAAGAUAUCCUGUCCACCCCCCCGCCCCCCCCCUCGACAUGACAGUCACUGUAACGUCUUUUUGACUAUUCUUCUGUCACGUACCGUUAAAUAGCGUCGUCCUUUUCUGUAAAUGCAACUUCUAUUCGAAGUAAAAUACCCAGUAAUGUGACAACUUUGCAAAAUUAUCCCUUGUUUAAGAGAACUAUUACUCGAUUUUUGCAUUCAGAAAACCCCCCACAAAUCCGGCCAGCAGUGAAAAAAACUCCUGUCGAAAAGGUGCAGUAGUGGGUUUGAGUGUGCCUUCCUGUUACACUAUGGUUAAGUCAACCUUUUGGAUGACAACUGAGAGAAAGCGCCAGUUACUGUGAAGAUCAGACACUCGUCUACCUACCCAAACGUAGGCAUCAGAAUCAGCCAUAUCUUCCGCCACCAUGAACACUGGCCUUUCAUUAGCUCACCGACUUGCCUCGUUUAGUUCCAAUUUUGAAUUCUGUGUGGUCCUAUUCGAGAUGGUGGCUACCCUCGUGAAGUACGCAAUAGCUGGCAUUGGCGUUGGAUUUUUAACAUAUUGUGUGUAUUUCGAUCGGAAAAGACGAAGUGAUCCACAAUUCCGAAUUAAAUUAGCGCAACGUAACCGUGCCUUUCUUCAAAAAUAACUAUUUCAGGACGCCGAGAACGAGAACUUUCUGCUAAGAAGCAGUCUAUGCCGUCAUUGCCACCCCUGAAUGAUCCCAAGGCGAUUCACCGCUUCUUUCUUGAGCAGAUUCAGCAAGGCGAAGUCGCACUCUCUACUGGUGCUAUUGAUGAAGCUGUGCAAAGUUUCGCUCUAGCUGUCGUCGUCUGCGGUCAGCCCACCCAGCUUUUGCAGGUUCUGCAGCAGUCUCUUAGUCCGCCGGUGUUCUCGAAACUAGUUUCCGCAUUGCCUGCUGUGCGAAAGGUACCCUUUUAUUUUUGUCGUUACACGCCUUUUAGAUGGUUCUGUCCACCAGCAUUCCCACAAGAGGCUCGUCCGUCGAAAUCGAAGAGGACCUCGAGUAG
This is a messenger RNA of Spirometra erinaceieuropaei, 9607 nucleotides long. Lineage: Eukaryota; Metazoa; Platyhelminthes; Cestoda; Diphyllobothriidea; Diphyllobothriidae. The record is from the annotation of a GenBank genome assembly.